Messenger RNA from Plasmodium gonderi, 942 nucleotides. RefSeq names its product variable surface protein. NCBI's taxonomy places the organism in Eukaryota, Apicomplexa, Aconoidasida, Haemosporida, Plasmodiidae. The coding region runs from base 1 to 942 and encodes 313 amino acids. The transcript has 3 exons. The record is from RefSeq and is a predicted model, not a curated record.
AUGAUUCAAUUGGUACAUACAAUAUUCAUAUACUAUAAUUAUAAAAAAAAUACAUACGAAUAUGCAAAUUUAUUUUCUACAUGUGAUAAAAAUAUAAAAGAUGCCAAAGGUAAAGAAACACCAUUUAAAAGAAAUUGUGAAAACCAGGAAGCCCAAAUUCCAGGAAAUAUUAAAGACCAAUUCAAAGAUAAAUGUGCACAAACUUUGUCUUAUCUUAAUGAGAUUCAACAAUUUAAACAUGGUGAUAACAACCUAGAGAAAGCUCUUUGCUUAUACUUGUAUUAUUGGCUAUAUGAUUCUAAAACAGAAGGAAUGAAUGGAAGAGAUAUUAAAGAACUUUAUCAUAAAUUGAUCACAGUAAAUAAUUUAGAGCAAGAUGAGCGUUGCAAGGAUUUUAAGGAUAUUACAAUCGCAGAAGAUGAAUUAUCAAAGCUUAAAGAUAUCUAUGAGAUUUACAAUAAGAUUAAUAAAUUGAAUGUUCAAGAUGCAUGUUCUCCAAAAAAAUGUGAAUGUGCGAAGGAAUGUGCCAAUAUAUAUAAAAAGUACGUGGAAUCAUGCAGACAAGAUAAUGCAACAUAUUUUUGUAAUGAAUUAAUAAACAUCAAGGAAAAAUAUGAAAAAGUUAUAUUAAACCUCGGAUGUAAUAAUGACACACCCAAAACUCUACCGUCCUUUCAAACCAAUAAUACAACAGUUCUUACAUUAAUUCCAGUUUCCUUAACCAUAGUAAUAUUCAUUUUCGUAUGUGUUUUAUAUAAGGUUAGUAAAUGUAUUAUAUAUAUAAAUUUCACGCCAUAUGGUUCAUGCUUUCUAUGUUCAAGAGUAAGAAAAAAAAAUAAUUGCAAUAAUAUAGAUCAUUAUAUAAAUACACUACAAUUAUAUGAAAUAUCCAAUGGUAAUUUUCAUAACAAAGAAUGUCACAUAUUAUACAAUUCUUCAUAG